This is a messenger RNA of Dreissena polymorpha, 1068 nucleotides long. Its product is annotated as cysteinyl leukotriene receptor 2-like. Gene Ontology annotation, biological process: G protein-coupled receptor signaling pathway. Lineage: Eukaryota; Metazoa; Mollusca; Bivalvia; Myida; Dreissenidae. Gene Ontology annotation, molecular function: G protein-coupled receptor activity. The record is from RefSeq and is a predicted model, not a curated record. The coding region runs from base 1 to 1068 and encodes 355 amino acids. Gene Ontology annotation, cellular component: plasma membrane. The transcript has a single exon.
AUGGAUGCAACUACACAAUAUGCUAGUAAUGUGACAUUGAUAAACGUUACAGAACAGGAGACGAUCAACACGACGUCAUCAAACGUUUCCAGAUGGAAGUUUCCGCCGGUCGGUUACUAUGAAAACACGAGUGCGCUGCUCUGGAGGGUGAUCCCGCCGAUUCUUAUUUAUAUUGGAACGAUCGGAAACGCUCUGACUAUUUUCGUGCUGCUUCGUCAAAAGAAGAUGACCUCAACGGCGGUGUUCCUGUUUGCUCUGGCGCUUUCAGAUACGCUCGUGUUGUUUAGCGCACUUCUGCCAGACUGGCUGUUAAAUACCUGGGGCGUUGACAACAGGAUGCUGAGUAACCCCGGGUGUAAAGCGAUAUACUACCUUGCCUACAGCAGCAUCCACCUCUCCUCGUGGCUGAUCGUGGUCGUCACGCUCGAGAGAACAGCUUGCGUGCUGCUCCCGCAUAAAGUGAGACUUGGCUGUUCCCCACGCAACGCUGGCUUGAUCGUCGUCACCAUUGUGCUAGCCGUUUUCGGAAUUAAUAUAAUACUACUAGUGAUAUUUGAUGUAAAUGAAUACACGGGCUUGACGUGCGAUCCGUCCACGAAGGAUAACUACGACCUAUUUUACUACGUUUAUGGAUGGAUCGACUUCACGUUAACUUUCCCGCUGCUACUCAUUGGCAACGUCAUCAUCGUAGUGCAGCUCGCGCGCUCCCGCUCAAGACGUCAGCGGAUGAUCAUUUCCGGUCAGGCACGCGACACGCGUCCAUUAUCCAUAGUGAUGAUUGCCCUGUGCGUGCUGUUCCUCCUCACGAUUACACCGGUGUCAGUCUGUGCUUUGUACAGCCCCUACCAGGAGGAGAAGCUCCGGGCGCUCGAGUCAGUUGAUCCUUACACGGCCAAGAACGACACCCAGUACUUUUAUUUCCUUUACGAUGUUGCCAUUCUGGUCAGCUACUUCAACGACACCUUCAACUUUGCCAUCUACGUGUUCAGCGGCUUGAGGUUCCGCGCAGAGCUGAGGAGCCUGCUUUGCUGUAAGGCAACACAAGGCACCAGCCUGUUUGGGAGCUAG